AAUUUCCCAUACCUUCCUUUCUGUCCCCCAAUUCUCUUCUCAUUCUUCAUCUUCUUUCACCCAUUCAAAUUCUCCAUUUCGAUCGAUCCUUCUUCUCUCCUCCGGAUUGGAUUCACACUGUAAACUUUCGAAUUUCAACCAUGGCCGUCAGAUGAUAGGCUUAGCAGAUUUUACUGAGAGAUGGGUAAAAUGGGUUCUUAGUGUGAUGGGUGUUAUUGAGUUUGGCAACUACUAGCUUCUGUCGAUUUUGGUUGGUGGUUCUUUUGUUGGGGAAUGGUUCGUAUGGAGCAUCUUCCGGUGGAGGUCAUAGGUAACAUACUAUCACGGCUUAGAGCUGCCCGAGAUGUGGUGAUCGCGUCCGCAACAUGCAAGAAAUGGAGAGAGGCUUGGAGGAAUCACCUCCACACUCUGUCGUUCAAUUCCAACGAUUGGCCUCUCUUUCAUGAUCUCCCGACGAUUAGGUUGGAGAUUCUGAUAACUCAGACCAUAUUCCAAACGACUGGUUUGCAGUGUCUGUCGAUUUUUAUGGACGACGUUGAUGAAUUCUCAGCUGCCCCUGUGAUCGCUUGGCUUAUGUAUACUCGGGACACCUUGCGGCAAUUGCACUAUAAUGUGCGGACAACCCCGAAUGUUAAUAUCAUUGAGAAAUGCAGUCGUCAGAAGCUUGAAGUGUUGGCAUUGGCUCAUAAUUCUGUAACAGGCGUUGAACCAAGUUAUCAGAAGUUUCUGUGCUUGAAGUCGCUUUCCCUGAGUUAUGUCAAUAUCUCAGCUUUGGAUUUGAGCCUGUUACUCACUGCAUGUCCAAAACUUACCAGUUUGUCGCUUAUUAAUCCUGAUAUUGCCAUGUCAGAUGCACAGGCAACAAUGGAACUUACCAGUGCUUCUUUGAGAGAUAUCUAUGUUGAAGCAGUCAGUUUGGAUAAGUUCAUAUUGGAGGCUGACACCCUUGAGAAUCUGCACUUGAAAGAUUGUACCUUGGAGCUUUUUGAGCUUAUUGGUAAGGGUUCAUUGAAGGUGUUAAAGAUUGAUGAUGUUAGCGUGCUCCAUCUCGAUAUUGGUGAAAACACAGAGAAUCUUCAGAUUGUUGAUGUCAGUAGCUUCACAAUCAUGUGGCCUAAGUUCUAUAACAUGAUCUCCAAGUCAUCAAAGUUAAGGAGACUUCGGCUAUGGGGUGUUGUGUUUGAUGAUGAGGAUGAGGUUGUGGAUUUGGAGAAUGUUUCUGUUUGCUUCCCACUGUUAAGCCACCUAUCCCUAAGUUAUGAUUUGAGAGAUGUUUGUGGCCUGCAGGGGACAUCUCGUUUGGAGAAUGUGGUUGUUUUAGAACUUGGAUGGACUAUAAUCAGUGAACUCUUCUCUGAAUGGGUAGCAGGCCUUAUUGAGAGGUGCCCUAAAUUGAGGAAGUUAGUCAUUUAUGGGGUUGUUUCAGAAGCCAAAUCCCAUGAAGAGUGCCAAACUUUGGCAAACUUCACCUCGGCCAUUGUCCGUCUGAUGAGAAAAUUUAUGCAUGUAGAGAUUCAGUUUGAAUACGAAUAAAGUCCUGUUCUUCCAUUCAAUGGGUUUCCAACUUUUGCAGUCUGAUCUGCACAACAAGGUAGAUGGCGCAUGUGAGGUAACAUAUUACCCUCGUGUAAAUCGUUGCCUCAUAUAUUCUAAAAUGCUGAGCUGAUGUGACUUCAAAGAUUGUUAAAAAUUAGUUUUGGUGGCCUUUGUCAGCCUUGUACUUGUUUCAGAAGACGGGAAUUUUCAUAUUUAAGAUUGUUUUUUCUGCUAGUUUUUGCAUGUACUCAUUUCAGAAAUGGAACUUCCAUAUCAGGGAUUGUUUUCUAUUUCUGUGCUUUGUUUUCGAAUCUAUUAGUCCAUGUCCUUCCUUUGAUA
Molecule: messenger RNA, 1875 nt
Organism: Argentina anserina (silverweed cinquefoil)
Lineage: Eukaryota; Viridiplantae; Streptophyta; Magnoliopsida; Rosales; Rosaceae
Product: F-box/LRR-repeat protein At1g67190
Exons: 2
Coding region: 274-1533 (419 amino acids)
Molecular function (GO): protein binding
Source: RefSeq, a predicted model, not a curated record